AUGUUCCUGUCGCCGUCGCUCCUCCUUGCCGGAUUCCUAGUGUCUCCGAGACUGGCCGCGGCCCUUCAGUCAGGCUUGCAAAACAUCCUGAAGAAUACUCAUGGUAGUGAAGAAUAUGGAUAUCCGACAGAUCUAACAAGAGGAAUAAUGCCUAUCCCAGUGCAUUCCCACAAUGAUUAUUGGAGAGACGUACCUUUCUACACCGGCCUCUCGAGGGGAUGUAUUUCCACAGAAGCUGAUGUGUGGCUGUACAAUGACACCCUUUAUGUCGGACAUGACGAGUCUUCCUUGACUGAAAAGCGGACACUGGAGUCCCUCUAUAUUAAACCAAUGGUGGAUGUCCUCGAACGCCAAAACCCUCGGACGCCUUUUGUUACGUCGCCCACAAACAAUGGUGUCUUCGAUACAGAUACGUCCCAAACCUUGUACUUUUUCAUUGAUCUAAAAACGUCUGGACCGAAGACGCUCGGGGCAGUGAUAGCUGCUCUGCAGCCGCUUCGUGAGAAGGGGUACCUUACGACUCUGAAGGGCAACAAAACCAUCACGAAAGGGCCCAUCACUGUGAUCGGAUCAGGAAACACGCCACUGAUUCUGGUUGCACCUGUUGCAGACAGGGACUAUUUCUUUGACGCCCCCCUAGAUUUUCUGCAUACUCCCAUAUAUGCAGGGGUCACCUCUUUGAUUUCCCCCAUAGCGUCAGCAGGUUUUAAGCGUGCGGUUGGGGCGAUCAAUUCUAGCGACGAGGAUUCUGUUCUGAGUAAAAAGCAACUGAAAACCCUUCGUUCCCAAAUUAAGACAGCGAAGGACCGAGGAAUUGGUGCUAGGUAUUGGGGCACUCCUCACUAUCCAAUCUCGACACGCAAUGCCGUCUGGAGAAGCCUUCUGCAGGAAGGGGUUGCGUUGCUGAAUGCAGAUGAUCUGGAUGCUGCAGCAGGCUACUUCUGA
Aspergillus tanneri is the source of this 945-nucleotide messenger RNA. RefSeq lists its product as uncharacterized. Lineage: Eukaryota; Fungi; Ascomycota; Eurotiomycetes; Eurotiales; Aspergillaceae. The transcript has 6 exons. Gene Ontology annotation, biological process: lipid metabolic process. The record is from RefSeq and is a predicted model, not a curated record. Gene Ontology annotation, molecular function: phosphoric diester hydrolase activity. Bases 1 to 945 code for a protein of 314 amino acids.